AGAUAUUUUACAAUUUAAUAUGAGGUAAUCUAAAUGGGAAUCCUUCCAUUUUUGUGUUUUUUAAUUUUUCUCUCUCCCGACUCGCAACUCUCAAGUCCGUUGAAUUUUUUCAAAACUAAUACCAUUUCCAUUUACAUUUCAUAUCGGAAGACAGAAAUAUAUGCAACUGUCUCUGUUUGAGAGAUUUCUUUUUCAGAUUCCAAUAGCUCGCUCUCUCUGUUCUCAAAUCAAGAUCCAGAUCGAGCAGGAGGGAGUAAGAAGAUGAGCGAGAACCAGAGGUUCCAGCUAGGGACCAUAGGUGCCUUGAGUUUGUCGGUCGUCUCAUCCGUCUCCAUCGUUAUCUGCAACAAGGCUCUUAUUAGCACUCUCGGUUUCACUUUUGCCACAACUUUGACAAGCUGGCAUCUUCUUGUCACAUUUUGUUCGCUUCAUGUGGCAUUAUGGAUGAAAUUGUUUGAACACAAGCCUUUUGAUGCAAGAGCUGUCAUGGGAUUUGGCAUCUUGAAUGGAAUAUCUAUUGGACUCUUGAAUCUUAGCUUGGGUUUUAAUUCUGUUGGUUUCUACCAGAUGACAAAACUGGCAAUCAUCCCCUGCACUGUUCUUUUGGAGACCCUUUUCUUCAGGAAAAAAUUCAGUAGGAAUAUCCAGCUUUCAUUAGGUAUCCUUCUUGUGGGUGUUGGAAUUGCAACCGUGACUGAUCUUCAGCUCAAUGUCUUGGGUGCAGUCUUAUCUUUGCUGGCAAUUGUGACAACCUGUGUGGCUCAAAUUAUGACCAAUACCAUCCAGAAAAAGUUCAAAGUUUCUUCCACCCAGCUUCUUUACCAGUCUUGCCCCUAUCAAGCGAUAACCCUGUUCAUUAUUGGGCCAUUUCUUGAUGGGCUUUUAACUAAACUAAAUGUUUUCGCUUUCAACUACACUCCCCAAGUGCUGUUUUUCAUUGUUCUAUCCUGUCUGAUAUCUGUCUCCGUGAACUUCAGUACAUUUUUGGUAAUUGGAAAGACAUCUCCAGUCACCUAUCAGGUCCUAGGACAUCUGAAAACAUGCCUUGUUUUGGCCUUUGGCUAUGUUCUACUCCAUGACCCAUUUAGUUGGCGCAACAUACUAGGGAUUUUGAUUGCUGUAAUUGGUAUGGUCCUUUAUUCAUAUUGUUGCACCAUUGAGAGCCAGCAGCAGAAGGCUAGUGAAGUAUCUGCACAGUUGCCUCAGGUGAAGGAAAGUGAAUCUGAUCCUUUGAUUAGUGUGGAAAACAGUCCUGGGAUCUUGAGUGAUGGUGUUCAAAAAGGUCCUGUAUGGAAUUCAAAUAAGGACCUUCAGGCAUAGAACCUUGUCAAUUUCUGUUAUUGAUUUGCUCUGGAUGGAAAUUAGAAAUCAAAACUGUUCCAGUGAUGAAGAUGUUGCUGGUAAGGGAUGCCCCGUAUUGCAUAGUGACAGUCUGCAAAUUCUGAGAUUAUAACUUCUAUAAAAAGUAGUUUCAAGAGUUGAAGGAAAAGAAAUGCCUUAUUUUAUACUCUAGCAGUUAUGGAUAGAAGGCUUGUUAUCGGGUGUGGAAAAUUGGCAAUGGGAUGGAAUGCGAUGCAUGCCAUAAUUUGAAUUGUGAAACGUAUACUGAAUUUUCUUAGCUGCUAUUUCCGUUGAGAAACUUUCUAUAUUUUAGAAGAAGUUGAAGGCAUAUGGCUUGAUAAGAGUUAAAAUAAUAAAAUUUGCCUUUGUAGAAUCGAACGUUGCCUCACUUGUCUUACCCAUGUUCUCAGGGAUGGGAAGGAAGGAUGACCAACAUCCUGCUUGCUUGUUCACAAACAAUUGUGCUUUAUCAUAUGGGUGUCGAUAAAUUUAUGACAACCUUACCUGAUGCAGCUGUUGGUACCUUUUAAAAUGGUAAUUUUAUUGUUGGACUUUUAGAAUGUCAAAUUUUACAUUUUUGUUUAUUGUUGAUUGCAUAAUAAGUGAUAGUUUUCUCA
Rubroshorea leprosula is the source of this 1958-nucleotide messenger RNA. The record is from the annotation of a GenBank genome assembly. NCBI's taxonomy places the organism in Eukaryota, Viridiplantae, Streptophyta, Magnoliopsida, Malvales, Dipterocarpaceae.